Messenger RNA from Planococcus citri (citrus mealybug), 2922 nucleotides. RefSeq names its product N-acetyl-alpha-glucosaminidase (gene Naglu). The record is from RefSeq and is a predicted model, not a curated record. NCBI's taxonomy places the organism in Eukaryota, Metazoa, Arthropoda, Insecta, Hemiptera, Pseudococcidae. The transcript is spliced from 2 exons. Bases 325 to 2556 code for a protein of 743 amino acids.
UGUUUUUUCUCAUACCUAUUUAAAUACCUAUUUACUCUUAUCAGCUGUUAUCAUGCGGUUUUUUAAACUUUUUUUGUUUUUUUUCCUCAACUUUUUAAUAAAAGUUCAACCUUCAAAGUUUCAAAUUGAUUUCCAUAAAUUUGUUUAUCCCUUUUUCAGUUGUCAUCUGCCAUUUCGUUCGCGAAAACCGUGAAUUUAUUCACAUCUAUUGCUUCUUUUACAUGUUGAUUUGUUGAAAUAUUGAACUUAAAUCAGAUGUGGUUCACAGUUCACUCAUCGUAUUCUCAUUAGCGAAACCGAAAUAUUGUUAAUACUUAACCCGAAAUGAGAAAUAUUAUUUUAUUUUUGUUCUCCAUCGUAUCAUUACUUUGUUGGAACUCCUGCUCGAGUUUUGAAGAAUUUACGGAACAUAAAAUUCAGAAAAAUGCCGUCGAUGGUCUAAUUAAACGCCUAAUAGGCGAAGAAAAAAGCAAACUGUUCAAUAUAACCAUACACAAGCAAAACGUCGCCAAAAAAGACACAUUUUCUGUAAACAAAAUCCAGAAUAUAAUUCAAAUUUCAGCAACUAGUGGUGUAGCUGCAGCCUACGGUUUUCAUUAUUAUUUAAAAAAUUAUUGCAAAGCUCACGUAUCCUGGGACUACGACCAACUGAAAAUACCAACGAUAUUACCAGACGUCGACGUAGGCCUAAUAUCGAUGGAUAAAUUUCGUUACUAUCAAAACGUCGUCGUUUACAGCUACAGUUACGCGUGGUGGACAUGGGAAAGAUGGGAACGUGAAAUAGAUUGGAUGGCUUUGAAUGGUAUGAACCUAGCUCUAGCUUUUACCGGACAAGAGACGAUCUGGUUAAAUAUUUAUAAACAAAUGAACAUGACGCAGAAUGAAAUAAACGAGCAUUUUUCCGGAUCGUGGUUUCUAGCGUGGAAUAGAAUGGGUAAUCUGCGUGGUUGGGGAGGAAAUUUGACGAAAAAAUGGCACGAGAAUUCGCUCGAUUUACAAAGAAAAAUUCUUAAAAGAAUGAGAUCUCUAGGCAUUAUACCUAUCUUACCGGCGUUUUGUGGUCAUUUGCCUAGAGCCUUUGAGCGAUUAUAUCCUCACGUUAGGAUGACCAAGUUACUUCCUUGGGUUCAUUUUGAAGAUGAAUAUUGUUGCCCUUUUUUAUUAGAUCCGAAAGAAAAACUAUUUCGAGAAUUGGGUGAAAAAUUCAUGUUCGAGCUCAAAAAACAGUUCGGACUGACACAUUAUUACAACUGCGAUACGUUUAACGAAAUGAUUAAUCCUUUCGAGGAUGUUAAAAAUUUAUCCACGUUUUCCUCGGCGGUUUUCGAUGCUAUGGUGAAAGUGGAUGAGAACGCGACUUGGAUUUUACAAGGAUGGCUGUUCGUUGAUAAUGAAACGUAUUGGACCAGAGAAAGGGCUCAAAAUUACCUUUCAGGCGUUCCAAAUGACCGAAUGAUUGUUUUAGAUUUACAAUCAGAAACUGCUCCGCAAUACUUGCGUUUAAAUUCAUACUUCGGUAAACCUUUCAUCUGGUGUAUGUUGCAUAAUUUUGGUGGAAAUCUCGGAAUGCAUGGGUCAUUUGAUAUAGUUAAUGAAAGAGUAAUUGAAGCUCGAAAUGCACCCAAUAGUACCAUGAUAGGUACCGGAAUCACUCCUGAAGGUAUCAAUCAAAAUUACGUGAUUUAUGAUUUCAUGACAGAAUCAUCAUGGCGUAAUAGCACUAUCGAUACUGACGAAUGGGUUGAAAAGUACAGCGAGAGACGCUAUGUUUUGAAUAAUAAUAAUUUAAAAUUCGCUUGGAAAUUAUUGAAAAAUAGCGUUUAUAAUUACAAACUUCCAGAGAGAUUACACGGAAGUGGGUAUAUUGUGUGCAGGAGACCAUCCCUUCGUUUGAAACCUUUAAUUUGGUAUAAUGUUAGCGAUGUUUUGAACGCUUGGGAUUUAUUUUUGAACACCUCUAAUGUUGUAAAAUACGAAGAAUUGAAUGAUAAUUAUCUAUACGAUUUAAUCGAUGUUACCAGACAAGCUUUACAAUUACUUUUUGAUCAAACUUACCUAACAUUAAUGGAUAAUUAUUCUAAACGAGAUAUAAACCUAUUUGAAGACACAGCGAGACAAUUAUUAGAAAUUCUAGUCGAUUUUGAAAGAAUACUUUCUACAAACAGUAAAUUCAUGUUAGGAGCUUGGCUCAAUAGUAUCGAAGUAUCGGCAAUGAAUUCUUCUUUAGAUGUUCAGUCUUCAAUUAAUUAUGCCAAAAAUCAAAUUACGUUGUGGGGUCCAAAAGGAGAAAUAUUGGAUUACGCAACUAGGCAAUGGAGCGGCGUUGUGAUAGAUUAUUAUUACCCUAGAUGGGCGUUAUUUUUUCAUUAUUUAUCAAUUAGUAUUAGAACGAAGACAAAAUUCAACAAGAAAAAGUUCAACGAUAUAGUUUUUGAAGCGGUUGAAGAUCCGUUUUGUAAGAGUAAUAAAACUUAUCCGGUGAAGCCCGAGUCGGAUACGUUGAGUAUUGCGAAAAUAAUUCAUGUAAAAUGGAGAAACCUUUUCAAAAUAAUUUAAAAUUGAAAUUUUUUACAUUUCUAAAUUGUUGAUUGUUUUUUAUAUAUUUUUAUUUUUGUACCUACCUAAUCGUAAAAAUAAUUUUGUUAGUAAUGUUUUUUUCUUCAAAUUUUGAAAAUUGUUUGCUUGUUUUUUUCUUUCAUAAUAUUCAAAUUCAAAUGCUCUAAAAAAAAAAAGUCAACCGGAAGCUGUAAAUGUUGGAUCUAUAAUUCCAACCAAUUUCCAAGUCGAGUCAAAAGUUUCUGAAACCUGUGUUAUUAUUGCUAUUCUAUCGUCGUUUUAAUUGAUUAAUGAUUAUACUCAAUGUUCAUUAAAACAUUAAGUUUUAAAAAAUAAAACCGUGUCAAUAAAAUUAUUACCUAUCUA